Molecule: messenger RNA, 1942 nt
Organism: Rhipicephalus sanguineus (brown dog tick)
Lineage: Eukaryota; Metazoa; Arthropoda; Arachnida; Ixodida; Ixodidae
Product: protein 5NUC
Biological process (GO): AMP catabolic process
Cellular component (GO): plasma membrane
Molecular function (GO): 5'-nucleotidase activity; nucleotide binding; metal ion binding
Source: RefSeq, a predicted model, not a curated record
GUGAUGUGGCGUCAGUCAGAAGAGAUUUGGCUUCUGCUGCAUGGGUUCAUUCCCACGUUUAGACUUUUCUUUUCUUGCAUGCAUUUCAGUGGUGCCUCAAGACACUUGGGUAGCGCGGGCUACUGAACUGCCCACGUUCGUGCAUUGCGUUCAUCGUUCAUGAUAUUUUACCGGAAGGACUGUGCAGAAUAUCUGGAUCCCGACAAUGCGGUGCUUCUCGGCUAUUGCAUUUGUUUUAUUUUUGUGCUGCCAUUUACGCCACAGCGCACAAGACAAUGGUGCUCAAGGAAAUGCAGGACUGCAGCUGACGAUUCUACACACUAACGACAUCCACUCGCACAUCGUCCCGAGCUCUAAAUAUGGCGGUCUAUGCACCGCUAAUAAGAGUCAGUGCUAUGGAGGUGUUGCCAGGAUUACGCACAAAGUAAAAGAGUUGAAGAAGAAUUAUACAAACGCAAUGUUUAUGAAUGCCGGAGAUUUCUAUCAAGGAACUGCUUGGUACAGCAUACUCAAAUACAACAUAGUUUCUGCUGUUAUGGAGAAAAUGCAGUACGAUUAUUUGUGUUUAGGAAAUCAUGAAUUUGACGAUGGACCAAAAGGACUGGCUCCAUUUUUACUCCGUAUGCAAGCAGCCAACAUUUCUGUCAUCAACACCAACGCAGACUUUUCGAACGAAGAUGCACUUAAGAAUAUUACACUUCCGAAAUCUGUGACAAAAAUUAUAAAUGGAACGAAAAUUGGCAUUGUUGGAGCAGUGCUUCAUGAAACUCGAGAGCUUUCGAAUCCAGGUAACGUCACGUUCGGCAAUGAUCUGGAAAGCAUCCGGAAUGAAUCCAGAAAACUUGCGGAGAACGGCACAAAGAUUAUAAUCGCCAUCACUCAUAUUGGCUAUCCCCAUGAAAUGGAAAUUGCUGCACAGGUAGAAGAAGUGGACAUAGUUGUCGGAGGCCACACGAAUACAUUUUUGUAUCACGAUGAAGAAGUUUUGAAUAUUACACUGGAGUUCGAGCCCCUGAUCAACGAAUCGAUUGCCAAGGUCAUCGGUUAUACGAAGGUGCUGUUGGAGCAGGACGACAAUAUCUGCCGCUUGCGCGAGUGCAACCAGGGCAACCUGCUGACGGAUGCGUACUUCUCAUACUACGUCGACAAGAGCGUCUCUACUCCCGAGAAGUGGUCAGAUGUGAAUGGAGCCGUGCUGAACGGAGGCACUAUCAGGGCGCCCAUUGCGCAAGGAAACAUCACUCUGGGUGACGUCAUGCAGACCGCGCCGUUCGGACAAACCAUCGUCAUUGUAACGCUCUAUGGCUAUGAGCUUCAAGAAAUGUUCGAGCACUCUGUCUCGAAUUACAGCUACGAGAAGAGAAAAGGGGAAUUUCUGCAAGUUGCUGGUAUACGAGUUGAGUACAAUUUGACAGCUCCUUCAAGAAACCGCGUUGUUUCGGUGCACAUACUUUGCACUAACUGUACGGUGCCUGUGUACAAGCCCCUGGAACAAUGCGAAGUAUACAGAGUCGUCACCACCGACUUCGUUGCCAGAGGUGGGGACGGAUUCAAGAAGGCAAGAAACGUUACCGACGCAGGACCUUUGGAUCUUGAUGUACUAAAGGAAUACAUCAUUAAAAUUUCACCGGUGAAGACGCCCGUGGAAGGUCGUAUCACGCUUCAUGGAAACAUAACAGAAGACGUCGAAGUUAAAAAACAAACGAAGCGGUGACACGAGUAGUGGCGUUCGUCAUCGAAGAGACGGGAAUAGCGAAAAUGAAGAAUUCACGUGUGAUUCGUAUCCUCCUGGAGAAUAAACAAUAUGAGUCAUUUCUUUCUUAACCCUCUGAGAUGCUAUGUACACAAUUGUGUACACCACCUGUAUUUGCUAUUUGUAUCGACUAGGGGCUACGGAAGAGCCAGAUACAUUGAGGUUUGAAUGAAUUUAACCUCCUUCAUA